AGGUGAGUUUUGUCUCUCUCUCGCUCUCUCUCUCCCUCUCCCUCUCUCUCUCUCUCUUUCCCUGCCUCCUCUCAGUACACGCUGUUUCACAGGGAGAAAGGGGUUUCUGUCAACCACCCUGGACCCUGUGAACUCCCAAUCGCCCCGUUUCAGAGACCAAAAACCAGAAAUUACUCCAUGAAGACAACUGACUAACUGGGGAAGUACGGAAAACAGGAGUUCAAAGUUCUACUAUGCUCCUCUUGUCUUUUUUUUCCUCCACAUAUCUUGCACUCUGCCGUUUUCUCCAGCAAGCUCGACCGGUCUUGGAUUACAGCCUCUCCCUAGGAUAUUACCUGAGCAGUGAUGGACGGGCAGUGUGCUUGAUGUCAUGGAGGACAACUGUACUACCUGAAAACCUACCUGCCUUCAAACCCUCCGAAAGGUGUCACAAAGGGUGUCAUCUUCCCUUGGCACUACCACUGAGACACUUCACCCCUGAACCCUCCACAUCCGCCUCCAACAGCUGGGUCUGCUCACAAUACUGUCCCUGGCUUCCAUCCAUCAACCAACACUCUGUGGAGACCUUCAUGACUUCAUAACCACCCUAAAGUGCCAUACUCUCUUUAGGGCCUCCCAAUACUGCACUCCAACACUUCACCCUGGGCCCUCUGGGUCCAUCCGAGCUCCAGCAGCCUUGGACUAACGAUACCUAAAGGUCUCGUUUGGUGGCCCUAGCCACCCCUUGAAAACUCUCCCUCUCACCAGCCAGCCUUGAUAUUCCACCCCAGCCUUAGCAGUCUCUUCGAUUGCUGGAUAACCACCCACCUGUUCACCUUCCUCAAUACCUUCAUCAGCACCCAUCCAUCCACCUCUACCCAUCCAUCCACCUUUACCUAGCCCCCUCAAUCCAUUCAGCCCACCAUUCACUCUCUCAUAUCCAGCAGCGAUCAUGGACGAGGAGGAACUGGGUGCCAUGGCGGCCGCCCCCAUCUCCGCUCCCACCUUGCCCCCACCACUCAUGCCCCCGUCGGCUCCCCCUCCUGACCUGUGCCCCGUGUGCGGGCAGCGCCACCUGCAGGAGGAGAACCACGAGUACAACUAUCGCGAUGAGGUGGACGAUGACCUGAUGUGCCACAUCUGCCUGCAGCCCUUCGUGCGGCCACUGGACACACCCUGUGGGCACACCUUCUGCCAGGAGUGCCUGACCAGCUUCCUGCUGGAGAGCGACUUCUGCCCCAUGGACCGCAAGCCGCUGAUGCUGCAGACCUGCCGCCACUCCAGCCUGCUGGUGCUGAAGCUGCUGGAUAAGCUGGCCGUCUCCUGCCCCUUCCCGGGACACUGUGACGAGACACUGCCCCGCGGGGAGCUGCAGGACCACUUCAAACACAGGUGCAAGGGCGCGUCCCACUAUGGGCUCUCCGCCGACCGAAAGCGACGCUCCCAGGAGGGCGACUGCUUGGACAGCACGUCCGAGCUCACCGUGGCAACCCUGCCCGGCGAGGGAAGCCCCGCCUCCGCCGCCGUGGCCCUCCUGUCGGACGAGCCGGGACUGGUCAAUCCUGCCUUCGAGCCCAGCGUGGAGGACAACAGCCAAUCAGGAAGUACGACCAGUCUUGCAGCUCGCAGCAACUCCAAGAAGAGUGAGUUUCGCAACUUUGACCGGGCGUCGGUGAGGAGUCGCUCGUUCCGCCGGCUGAACCGGGCCUUCAGCGUGCUGCGCCGCACCAAGAGUGGCACGGCCGUGGUCAACGAGAGCUCCGAGGAGCGCGACAACCUCCGCAACUCCAGCGUCCCUCCCGAAGUCUUGGCCCUGCCCCAGCUGCACCACCUGAUUCCCGAUGGGGAGAUCACCAGCAUCAAGAUCUACCGGGCCGAGCCCUGCGAGCCCCUGGCCAUCAGCAUCGUGGGGGGCAACGAGACGCCCCUGGUGCGCAUCCUCAUCCAGGACAUCUACCGGGAGGGGGUCAUCGCCCGCGACGGACGCCUGCUGCCCGGAGACAUGAUCCUCAAGGUGAACGGCAUCGACAUCAGCAACGUGCCGCACAUCUACGCCCUGACGGCUCUCAAGCAGCCCUGCCAGCUGCUGCGCCUCACCGUGCUCCGCGAGCAGCGCUACCGUUACCGCUCCAGCAGCUCUCACCACCACGGACACCAUCACAGUGGAAGCGGAGGAGGAGGCCACCACCACGGGCACCACCUGGGCCACAUGGGGAACCUCCACCACGAGGCCUUCACCCCCAGCGCGCCGCCCCCGCCACCCCCGCCCGUGCUGCGGGACGACAGCCUGCACGUGGUGCUGGUGAAGGGCGUGCCGGACGAGCAGCUGGGCAUCAAGCUGGUGCGGCGGCCUGAGGAGCACGGCGUCUUCGUCUUCCACCUGCUGGAGGGCGGGCUGGCGGCGCGCGACGGCCGGCUGAGGGUGGACGACCGCGUGCUGGCCGUCAACGGGCACGACCUGCGCUACGGGGCGCCCGAGCACGCCGCCCUGCUCAUACAGGCGAGUCAGGACCGUGUCCACUUCGUGGUGUCUCGUCAUACCCAGAUCCCGACCCCAGACAUCCUCUCCGAAGCCCCCUGGGGGAUGGACGGCCCUCCGCCUUACUCCCCUGUGGACAUUGAACACAGUCUACUGGAAGCGUGUCAGAAGCCAAGCUGCUACGAGAAGACGGUGACCCUGACCAAGGAGCCCCACGAGUCGCUGGGGAUGACAGUGGCCGGUGGCAUGUCGAGUCGCGGCUGGGACCUCCCCAUAUAUGUCACCAACAUCGACCCCAACGGGGUGGUCAGCCACGAGGGAUCCAUACGCAAAGGUGACAUCCUGCUGAACGUGAACGGCGUGGAGUUGACGGGGGUGACGCGCGGCGAGGCGGUGGCCAACCUGAAGAACACCUCGUCGCCCGUGGUGCUGCAGGUGCUGGAGAUGCCGCCGCCCGACGAGAGCUGCCUGGAGAAUAUGCCACCGCUGCUCUCGCCCUCCUCCUCCGUCUCGCCCUCGACACCCGAUGAUGCCAAGAUCCCCCCGCCGCCCAACGACGACUAUUCGCCACUCUGGGUCUCCUGGCUGCAGCUGCCCAGGCACCUGUACUGCUGCAAGGACAUCGUGCUCCGGCGCAGCACGUCCGGCAGCCUGGGCUUCAGCAUCGUGGGCGGCCAGGAGGAGGUCAACUGCAACCAGUCCUUCUUCAUACGCUCCAUCGUGGAGGGCACACCCGCCUACAAUGACGGCAGAAUACGGUGUGGGGACAUCCUGCUGGAGGUGAAUCAGAAGAGCACCUGGGGGAUGACCCAUACGGCCCUGGUGCGACUGCUCAAGGAGCUCAGGGGCCGCAUCACCCUCACCAUCGUUUCCUGGCCCGGGAGCCUGCUAUAGGGUAGCCCCCAGCAGCCAGGAGGAGGAGAGGAAGCUUAACAAACUUACUGGAACACUUUCAAAACCUGCUGUAAUGAAAGGAGGGUGGAGCUUACUUGUAGUACAGUACACUGACCCUGCCCUGCUGGAGCCUAUGACGGCCUCUGUGUGGGUGAGUGGGUGGGGCCUCUGGUUAUGAACUUACUUCUCCGUUGGGUGGAGCUUGUGAAAAGGAACCCUGCCUGAUAGGGCGGGGCUCCUGCGAAUCACCACGCCCCCCCCUUGUCUCCAAAGACGAGGGCAUGCAGGACAUGUAAAUGCUAGACAUGGACCUUGCUCAGGAAAGUUGGACUCGGCCAAAGACUUCCAAGACGGGACAAGCCUUAGGGCAACAAGCCCCGAUGCAGGACGAUGCAGGACUGAUCACAGAGGACACGUAGAAAAGAGAGAUCCGAGAGUUCGGUUCCUUCGCGAACCCUUCAAAGAAUCCUGGAAACAGGAUCUCAUCUCGAAAGAAGCAAGGACCGGAGUCUUUUCGCUCACCUAUGACCAUGAACUUUGACUUCAUCGGUUCUUGGAGCUACGCCCUUUGUAUCUUGCCUGAAAACAAAAUAAAGGGAUGGGUAAAAGAGCACGUAACCCCCGUGUCACAUCCGAGAUCUUCAU
Engraulis encrasicolus (European anchovy) is the source of this 3997-nucleotide messenger RNA. RefSeq names its product ligand of numb-protein X 1 (gene lnx1). Gene Ontology annotation, molecular function: ubiquitin-protein transferase activity; protein binding. The transcript is spliced from 13 exons. Gene Ontology annotation, cellular component: cytoplasm. The record is from RefSeq and is a predicted model, not a curated record. Bases 932 to 3352 code for a protein of 806 amino acids. Gene Ontology annotation, biological process: ubiquitin-dependent protein catabolic process. Lineage: Eukaryota; Metazoa; Chordata; Actinopteri; Clupeiformes; Engraulidae.